AUGAAUUUCUCAUUUUGCCAGUCUCUCUUCAGCCCAACAAUGCAAAGCUCUGCCAUUGUCAACUACCAUCCUUUACAAACCGUUUCCGUCUUCUGUAGGCCAGAGACGUCUGAAACAAUCGAAACGCCAUGCCUUUACAAGCCUCUCGGUGCUUCUUCUUCUCACUUCUCUUCUUGUUCCUCAACGAUAGCCCCUACCCAUUUCUACAGGCAAAACUAUCUACCCAUUUACGCUGAUAUCUCCGGCGUUUUUUCAUCACUUAAUGCCCUUGAUAAGAUUCAUGAAACUGAACUUGAAACCAUAAUGGAAACUCGUCCAGAAACGCCUCCAGUUCUCGACGGAAUAGCUGCUGUGGUUGGCCAACACGUUCUCUUUGGUAACAAAGCCAACCCCACCGCUCCCACCACCACAACCGAACUCAGCAAUAGUAUAAUUCUAUCGGAUGCUAACAGUAGUAAACUAGAAGCUCCAGGUUUCGUUUCCGCGUCUCAACGUUUCGGGUCUAACAAGAGAAACGUCAGUCCUGCUGUUGCUGUUUCAGUGCAGAAAAGCUACAGAGGGGUACGAAAGAGGCCAUGGGGAAGGUGGUCAGCGGAAAUACGUGACCGUAUUGGGCGGUGCCGGCACUGGCUAGGCACGUUCGACACGGCUGAGGAGGCUGCGCGUGCAUAUGACGCCGCGGCCAGGCGGCUGAGAGGGUCAAAAGCCAAGACCAACUUUGAAAUUCCAUCGGUUUUGCCUCUCGCAUCACCCUCUACUUCAUCUUCAUCGUCGGAGGCAAAGAAGAAGGUCAAAUGUAAAGUGAAAACUGAGAGGAAAUGCGCAGUGGUUACCUCCGUGGCUCAUUUGUUCAGUCCAAGUAGCUUUGGUGGCAGUGAAGGGAAAGGGAAUGUGGAGUUGGAGUUGAAAUUGGGUGUGGGACUUAAUAGCAAGGGUGCUGCAUCAAAUACUAGUUUAGUGAAAAAGUCAAUUCCUCUCUGUUAGUAGUUUCUUUUGACCUUUUUGGUUUUAACUUUCUUUUUUGAGGCUUCUAGCAACUAAAAAUCAUGGUGUGGGAAGAAACUUUUUGUUUUGCAUGUGCAUGGAAGCAAAGGAAAAGUGCUUCUCUCUGGGCUGUAAGUAGUCUAAAUCUAGGAAGAUAUAUAUGAAUACAUGGAAAGAAACUGAAAAAUAUUAUGGUAAAUUAAUCUU
Messenger RNA from Theobroma umbraticum, 1191 nucleotides. Its product is annotated as Integrase-type DNA-binding superfamily protein. Gene Ontology annotation, biological process: regulation of DNA-templated transcription. NCBI's taxonomy places the organism in Eukaryota, Viridiplantae, Streptophyta, Magnoliopsida, Malvales, Malvaceae. Gene Ontology annotation, molecular function: DNA-binding transcription factor activity; DNA binding. The record is from RefSeq and is a predicted model, not a curated record.